ACAUUCUGCCUCUUUUCCAUUAAGAUUAGCACAAGCAAAUACAGGAAAAAUGUCUGUUAUUAACGGCGGGGGUAAUGGAGACCAUUACAGCGAAAUAAAUCGGCAUUAUGCUGAAGAAUGCAGUCAAGAUGACAUUGGAACAUUCCUUUUCACAUCAGAAUCAGUAGGCGAAGGCCACCCAGAUAAAAUCUGCGAUCAGGUCAGCGACGCCAUUCUAGAUGCUCAUUUAAAACAGGAUCCAAAUGCCAAGGUUGCCUGCGAGACGGUUGCCAAGACCGGCAUGAUCUUAGUAUGUGGAGAGAUUACAUCAAGAGCUAUGGUAGAUUACCAGAAAGUUAUUCGUAAUACAAUUAAACAGAUCGGGUAUGAUGAUUCCUCUAAAGGAUUUGACUACAAGACAUGUAAUGUAUUAAUAGCCCUUGAAGAACAAAGUGUAGAUAUUGCUGCUGGUGUCCAUGUUGACAGAAAUGAAGAAGAUAUUGGUGCUGGUGAUCAGGGUUUAAUGUUUGGUUAUGCUACAGAUGAAACAGAAGAAUGUAUGCCCUUAACAGUUGUACUAUCACAUCAACUUAAUGCUAAAAUAGCUCAAUUACGUCGUGAUGGGGGUUUACCAUGGGCAAGACCAGACUCAAAAACACAGGUUACAGUUGAAUAUAAAUAUGUAAAGGGUGCUGCCAUACCUCUUCGCGUCCACACCGUAGUUAUCUCCCUUCAACACGACGAAACUGUAUCGACAGAAACACUACGACAAGAAUUAAUGGAUAAAGUUGUAAAAUCUGUAAUUCCUGCCAAAUAUUUAGACAAUAAAACAGUCUAUCACAUUCAGCCUUCUGGUCGAUUUAUUAUCGGAGGUCCUCAGGGUGACAGUGGGUUAACAGGCAGGAAGAUUAUUGUUGAUACAUACGGUGGUUGGGGGGCUCACGGUGGAGGAGCUUUCUCCGGAAAAGACUUCUCGAAGGUAGAUAGAUCUGCAGCCUAUGCAUCAAGAUGGGUGGCUAAAUCUCUUGUUAAAUCUGGACUGUGUAAACGGGUUCUUGUACAGUUAUCCUAUGCUAUUGGUAUCGCCGAACCAUUAUCCAUCACCGUCUUCAGCUACGGAACAUCGCACAAAUCCGAGAAAGAAUUACUGGAAAUAGUCAAGAACAAUUUUGAUCUCAGACCAGGAAAAAUCGUCCAGGAAUUAAAUUUACGCUCACCAAUCUACCAACAGACGGCUUGCUACGGACAUUUUGGACGACCAGGUUUCUCAUGGGAAACGCCCAAGAAAUUGAAAUAUUAGUUGUUAUAUACCCCCUAUAAUUAAUUAACUUUGUUUAUUAUAAAUUUUUUAAUUAUAUAUUAAUAUUGUUAUUACUCGUAUUGUGUAUAGAUCGCUUGCGGUCGAUUCAUGGUAUUUAAAGGUGCCACAGUAGAAACAAGGAUAGGUUGACGUAGACAUUAACCAAAAAUUUUUCAAAAAAAAAAAAAAAUUACUCGAUUAAUUUAUUGUUUUUCAAAUUUGUGCGUUAUUAAAUGAUAGCAUUCUGACCUCCUGUUGUCAGAAAAUGUUCUACAUUGAGGAUAUUCGUAACUUUGUAUUGGGGGAGAGAUGGUAUGGAUUAUCUCUCUUUCAUGUAAAUUUUUCUGAAUUGCGGAUAUUUUGUAUGAGGGAUGAUAUGUUAAUUAUCGUUCCUUUAUGCGUACUUUGUAAGGAAUUUUUCUGAUGACAGGACUUUCGUUAGUGUUAUUAUCGUAGCGCAGUGUUUGAUAAACUUCUGAUUUGUCCCCAAUAUAUAUAUAUAUAUAGAUAGAAUCGUAUAAAUCCAUGUUAUCGUUGAUUGUGUUAGUCAUGUGAUGAACCUGGUGCUCUGAGAUUGAUCACAUUGACUGACAGUGAUUCGCCCAUUUGAUUUAAUUGUUUAUUCGGAGUUGUCUACCUUGGUCUGAUCUUGGUGCUACUGCAAAUCUGCAUGUGCAUGUAAAAACACAUGCACCUUUGUCUUGGGUUUAUAGAAAUUUCAAGGAAAAGAGCACUCUCUCUAAACCUCUCGGGUUACCUUCGCCAUGAAUCGACUGCGACCAUGGUUAACAUUUUUUUUCUUUUUUUUUUUUUACACGUAUGCGUGUUCUCGUUGGUCACGAUUUUGUGUCUUGUAUAUUACAAUACAAAUAUUUUUUUAGUCGGAUUUUGAAGACUAAAGGUGUGUUAGAACUCAAUUGAUAGGGUAUUUACUAUAUUCUCUGUCCGUUGAUUUAUUUAAAUAACAAUGAAGUUGUACAUCAGAUUAAAAAAUUUACGCAAAAAAUGAUACAAGGGAGAUAAGCUAAUUAUUUGUGUGAAAGAGUGAGUGUGUGUCUGUCUCUCAUAAAUUAUCGAUCAAUCAAUCGUGAGAAAAUAUUCCUCUCAUUGAACAUUUAAAAUAAUAAAAAGAAAAAUGUGUGCAAAUGAUAAAUUCUGUAAAGAAAUUUUAAAAUAUUGUAAAAAAAAAAAUUAUGAAUUGUACAAAUUUCUUAACAUGAUGCUCAUUUGUAAACGAGAUUCAUGGCGAUAUCAUUAAAUCAUUGUUUUCAUAUUGUAUAAAAAAGAGGUAAUUUUUAAACUUGCCUUCUUGGGAUCAAGAAAUAAUAAUAAAAAAUUAUAAAAUUUU
Molecule: messenger RNA, 2627 nt
Organism: Patella vulgata (common limpet)
Lineage: Eukaryota; Metazoa; Mollusca; Gastropoda; Patellidae
Product: S-adenosylmethionine synthase
Exons: 8
Coding region: 50-1279 (409 amino acids)
Biological process (GO): S-adenosylmethionine biosynthetic process
Cellular component (GO): cytosol
Molecular function (GO): methionine adenosyltransferase activity; ATP binding
Source: RefSeq, a predicted model, not a curated record